Melanotaenia boesemani (Boeseman's rainbowfish) is the source of this 1875-nucleotide messenger RNA. Its product is annotated as tyrosine kinase receptor Cad96Ca. Lineage: Eukaryota; Metazoa; Chordata; Actinopteri; Atheriniformes; Melanotaeniidae. The transcript is spliced from 12 exons. Gene Ontology annotation, molecular function: transmembrane receptor protein tyrosine kinase activity; ATP binding. Bases 144 to 1451 code for a protein of 435 amino acids. Gene Ontology annotation, cellular component: signaling receptor complex. The record is from RefSeq and is a predicted model, not a curated record. Gene Ontology annotation, biological process: multicellular organism development; positive regulation of kinase activity; protein phosphorylation.
CGAGAACGCUCCUCGGUCAGAGGUUGACAAACACAUAGUUGAAUUCUUCAAGAGGUUUUAAUUUUAGUUUGAUUUGCUUCAGAAAGGAGAAGCAGCUGGUUGCUGAGGGUGGAUCUGAUCACUGUGAUGAUCAGGCAGAAGACAUGGCUUUGUGUAACACAACCACUGAAGAUUCAGGGAGUGCAGAUCCACACAUAAGCCGGGACCAUAUCCACUACAUCCUGAUCAGUGUUCUCUCCUUCACCCUUAUGUUGUUCAUGAUGCUGGGGAUUGUGUUUCUGAGGCGAUAUCGCUCCUUGGUGAAGACCAUUCAGGACCUGCGGAGGAAUAAGUUUUUUUAUCCUCGGGUGGAAGUUCCCAUCCCGGCGAGGCCGGUCUCAGUUGUGGAGGCAGAGGCGGUGGAGGAGCCGGCUCCACAAACUCCUCUGCAGCACAGCAGCGCGUUCAGAUCCUCCACCAAGAAGUUAUGGAAAGGCCUGCAGCAGUCUCAGACUCCUGGUUUCAACAAGUCAGACCUGAACCUGCUCCAGCUGAUCAAAGCAGGGAAGGAGGGAGUUUUCUACCAGGCCAGGAUGACCAGAGGCACCUGUAAGGGCCACAGCAUGCUCACCUGCAAAAUAAGCAAGGAAGGUGUGAGGCUCAAGCAUGUAGACAUGGAGGUUUCCAUCAUGAAGAAAUUGAUGCAUCACAAGAACAUCCUCCAGUUACUGGACUGGAACACCACUGCUGAGCCUUACAUCCUGAUCAUGGAGUAUGUCAGCUAUGGCACACUGAGGACCUUCCUCCAGACCAACAGAGUUCCCCUGGUUGGAAACCCGGAGCUGCAGAGCCUCCUGACCAUCGCCUCCUACCACAUCGCUCUGGCCAUGCAGCACCUGCGCUCCAAAAUGAUCAUGCACUGUGACUUGGCUCUGAGGAACAUCAUGGUCAAUAAGUUUCCUUGGGAGGUGAAAGUAGCCGAGUUCGGCUUGGCCCGAGACCUGAGCCGCAUGACCAGCCGUCGCAGCACUCACUUAAAAAAUUCACGGCAGCGGGUACCACUGCGCUGGUACCCCCCCGAGUACUUCAAGAGCAACUACUACGGCUUUAAAGGGGACGUGUGGGCAUUUGGCAUCGUGCUGUGGGAGAUGCAGAGUUUUGGUGCCUUGCCAUAUCCAAACCUGGAGACAUCAGAGGAAGUGAUUUACCACGUCUGCAUGGGUCAUAAGAACACAAACCCUGAAGGCUGCAGACCAGAGAUACUUCACAUCAUGCGAGAUUGCUGGCAGGAUCCUCACACCCUGAGACCUGCAUUCACGGAUAUCGUCUCUAUGCUGGAGGACAUCAUGGAGAAUGAUGCAGAUUACGUGGAUGUGGUGAGUCCACAGAGUAUGGUGAAAGAUGAGGCUGAAUAUCAAGAAGCCAAGAGUCGUCGAACAGCCAGUGUCAGCGAUGACAAAACUCCUGUUUGAGCUGUAAUCUCUGAAGUUAUUCUAGUUUAAAUCAUCACACAUCAAACUAUUGAACCUCUUAUUUAUCUGCUGGAAGUUUAAGUGUAAGAUGAUCACACAGACACCACAACGGUGGAAAACUUAAAAACAAUGCAGUUUUAAGUUGAAUGUUUUGGGGAAUAUUAAACUAUUUCGUGCAAUAGCUGACUACAUAUUUUUAAAUCCAUUAUAUGUUUGUUGACUCAAUAAAAACAUAAAUUGUACAAAUGAUCUACUUAUCUUCUCUGCCUUGCAGCAAAAACCAUCAGGGUCAGGCCUCAGAGCUAAACUCUUUAUUUUCUAUACUAAUGAUAUCAUUAGCGUAUAUAAACUGUUUAAUAUGUAUUUUUUCUGCAGAUGAUACACAUUGUUUUUAUUGUGGGUGAAAAUAUAAAGCAUGUGAAAG